This is a messenger RNA of Fusarium tjaetaba, 1842 nucleotides long. Its product is annotated as flavin depend monooxygenase. Bases 1 to 1842 code for a protein of 613 amino acids. NCBI's taxonomy places the organism in Eukaryota, Fungi, Ascomycota, Sordariomycetes, Hypocreales, Nectriaceae. The transcript is spliced from 7 exons. Gene Ontology annotation, molecular function: N,N-dimethylaniline monooxygenase activity; flavin adenine dinucleotide binding; NADP binding. The record is from RefSeq and is a predicted model, not a curated record.
AUGGAUAAGCAGCCUCAGAAGGUGGCUGUCAUCGGCCUCGGCAUCGCCGGCCUUGUCGCUGUCAAAAAUUUGCUCGAAGCCGGUUUCGACGUCACUGGGUUUGAGCGUAGUGAGUAUGUCGGAGGUCUUUGGCAUUACACCGAGCAAGACAAGACAUCAGUCUUACCGAGUAAGCACACAACCCAAAGCCGUACAGGAUGCGUCGCUGACAAGCCCGAGGCCGCCUUCACAGACUUCCCAUACCCAGAUUCCACGCCCAGCCAUUGCCCGUCCGCCAAAGUGGAAGAGUAUGUCGAGUCCUACGUAGACCACUUCAACUUUCGCGAUAAGCUUCGCUUGGGUGUAUCGGUAGAGAAAGUACGACGCGAUGUCGAGCGAAAUCGCUGGGUGGUAGACAUCCAGGGCUCUGGGCCUGAAUAUUUCGACAAGGUCAUUAUGGCAACAGGCGGAAACAAUCGUCCUCACAUUCCAAAGGUCGAGGGCGUGGAGCAAUUUGAAGGCGAGGUUCUACAUUCGCGCGCUUUCAAACGACCAGAACUCUUCGAGGGCAAACGCGUGGUUGUUGUCGGCGUCUCGAACACGGGCGCAGACACUGCAGCAGCUCUUUGUGGACAUGCCGAAAAAGUAUGGCUAUCUCGCAGCCAUGGUGUCAUAGUGAUCCCACGAAAGCGCGAUGGCAUCCCUUUCGAUCACACCCUCACUGCGCGCACAAUGGCCUUUAUGGCAAUGUUCGAGAGUAGAUUCCCUCUUCUAUACGAAAUCAUCUUCAAUGCAAUCUGCAAGAAAAUGCAGGACAACGCGUUCAAGAUGAGGCCCGAAUGGGGUCUUUCUCCUGCAGCUUCCGUACUGCACGCUCUGCCCGUCGUGUCAGAUAAUCUCAUUCCCCUGCUCGAAUCAGGCGACAUCACCUCCAUCCCAAAGAUAAAGCGCGUUACAGGACCCAAAGAGAUUGAGCUCACCGACGGAACGCGUCUGGAUGUUGACGCGAUCAUCUGGUGCACCGGAUACAAGGCAGAUUUCAGCCUCCUAGACGCCAGCGUCGAUCCCACGCGCAACACAACGCCAAAAUGGGCAGAAGCAAUCGGAUCUCGCGGUAAACCUCUCCCGCGAUUAUACCAGAACGUGUUUUCGCUCGAUCACCCGGACUCACUAGCCUUCCUGGGCAAUGUUCUCGUCGCAACAAGCGCAUUCCCCAUCAGCGAUCUCUGCACCAUGGCCAUCACUCAAAUCUGGAAAGGAAACUCUGCCCUCCCAUCAAUUGACGAGAUGAACCGCGCCACAGAUGAGCACCACGAGGCAAUAUGUAAGCUUGCCAACAGAGGCAGCGUGGUGCCUGGUUGGCUGCGACAGGCUGACUGGCUUGCGUGGGCUGAUAGGGCAGCUGGGUCACAAUACUCAGAGCAAUCCAUAAACAUGUCUCAACUCAAGAAUUACACAUACGAAGGCGUCGGCGAGUUUCUCACAAACUUCCUCAAUUACGCUCAAGCUGUCCGUGUCGGCGACCAACUGCAGCUCAGUGGUCAAGGCGGCUGCUUUAUUAAAGACGGCGACCUCGUCUUCGCAGAGACUCAACUUGAGCAAAUUGACUUGGCUUUCGAGAAUGUGGACAAGGCGCUGAAGGCUGCUGGUGGAAAGGGCUGGGAACAGGUCUUCAGGGUGAACUCGUACCACACGGAAAUCACACCUGAAGUCGGACAGAGAAUGGCGGAGAAUUACAAGAAGUGGAUGCCUAAUCACAGGGUCAUUUGGACGCAGAUUGGAGUGAGGCAGCUUGGUGUUCCGACCAUGUACUGUGAGAUUGAAGUGUCGGCUUAUGACCCGGAUGGUGCAAACAAGGCUUGA